AGUUGAAAUUUAGCUCAAAUUUUAUUAAUUAAUGCAGGUGCCAGAAUCAAAAUGUGCUUUUAAAACUUUUAUACCAUUUAAACUAAAAGAAAACAUUAACGUGGACAAGAAAGACUGAAAAAUGUCUGAAGGGCAAGGAGAGGUAACUCCUCAGAAAGUUUAUGAAAGUGUUGAAGAUGAAAAUUAUAAGAGGAUUAAAAGUCAAACGACAACACUCAGACAAGCUCCUAAUAUAGCAGGAAUUAGCUCUGCCCUUGGUCUGGCUGCUACAACAUUCACCUGGUACAGAUUUUCUGCCAGUAGACUUCAUAACUUAACUGUGGCAUUGCUUCUUGCACCUAAUAUGGUCAUCACUCAUAUUUUCACCAAAUUUGCUUAUAAACAUGAUGUGACUUUACCAAUUACUGCAGGAGAUUUAAGUGAUGAUCAUGCGAUUGCAUUAAGUACAGGAGAACAGUUGGUAUUUGGUGCAGCACUGCCUAUUAUUACUGCCUCAUAUCCUUUCCUGGUUGUUACUUGGGAACAAGGGAAAAAAUCGGGUUUAUCUCUUUCAAAACAUGUUGGAAAGCAAAUGAAGAAAUUCUUGACAGAAUUCAGCUUCAGAGGAAAUAGACGUUAUUAUAGAGUUAUAGGAAUUAAUGUGAUUCUUCAGCUGGGUGUAGGGGCACUUCUGGGAUACAAUCAAGUUGUCGAAAGAAAUUUAGUGAAGGAUAAAAUCUACAAGGAAAAAGAAAUUUUACCAGAAUAUCAAGACUUAUUUUUAAAGGAAACAGACUUCUCUGAAAUUGGAAAUUCGUUUGACUCUAUUCGUUUUAGGCUUGAAGAAGCUUUUAGAAGAUUUUUUCCCCCAACUGAAUGAAAUUGAUUUUAACUUGAAUUGUACACUUCUAGAGAAUGGAAUUUUUUUUUUCAAGAAAUGUGCUGUUGUGAAUGUUUUACAUUAAAACAGGCUGCAAAUCUCUAAA
Molecule: messenger RNA, 965 nt
Organism: Saccostrea echinata
Lineage: Eukaryota; Metazoa; Mollusca; Bivalvia; Ostreida; Ostreidae
Exons: 3
Coding region: 122-859 (245 amino acids)
Source: RefSeq, a predicted model, not a curated record